AUGCCUCACAGAUUGAGCAGUGUGAUUGUUGAAAACCAAGGUUGCAGUUUGGGACAGUGGGAAGGAAAAGACCAUUGGUAUGGAGGGAAGAUCCAGUCUCAGCACAUCCUCCAAGUCCACGUGCCAGAUAACCUUACCUAUGAUAAAGUCAGCUCAGCACAUCAGGAAUUCUUAAUAUCAAGUGUUCUGCAAACAUUGAAGCAUGGUACUCCCACAUCAACCCGCCCUACAUCCCCUGCUCCAUUGGCCAUACCACCCAGAAGCAAGAUCAGCUUCUUCCUGACCACAUUUGCAGUAAUGCUCAACGAGCCAUAG
Messenger RNA from Suillus subaureus, 315 nucleotides. RefSeq lists its product as uncharacterized. The record is from RefSeq and is a predicted model, not a curated record. Bases 1 to 315 code for a protein of 104 amino acids. The transcript has 5 exons. Lineage: Eukaryota; Fungi; Basidiomycota; Agaricomycetes; Boletales; Suillaceae.